CGACUUCCCAGUCAACCAUUAUAAAAUAUUCUCAAAAACUCACAGUUGGCCGUUGACUAGAUCUUCCAGUAUCUGUAUGAAUGAUUAUAUCUGUAUUUUAACCAUGAAAAUGGAUCGAGAUUUCCUCCGUUGGAUCCUUUAACAUCAACAAGGAACAGUUCUAAACGAACCCAGAACCAAAAAUUCAUGGCUUCCGAUCCCAAACCCAGUUUUAGUUUCCUCUUCUUCCUCCUACUUUCUGUACAGCCUCUCAUCUUCUGCCUAUCAACCGAUGCCCCAUCUCCGCCUACAGUCUGCAUCGUAGGCAGCGGCAUCGGCGGUUCCUCCGUCGCCCACUUCCUUCGCCACUACUUCCACCCCACUCCUUCCCAACCCAACCCUCCCAACAUCAUCAUCUUCGAGCGCAGGUCCGUCGUCGGUGGUCGCAUGGCCACUGUCCCCAUUGGCGGUGAAACUUUCGAGGCCGGUGCUUCGAUUCUUCACCCCAAGAACUACCACGCGGUUAACUACUCGAAGCUUCUUGGGUUGAAGGUCAAACCGCCUCCUGCCUCGGAGGAUGACGAUUCGAUGUCUCUUGGGUUCUGGGAUGGGAAGGAGUUCGUUUUCAAAUCCCUUGAAGUGGAUUCAAAGAUUCCAUGGGUGCAGAAGAUUGUUUCCUAUUAUAAUUCCUUGCGAUUGUUUGUUCGCUACCGCUUCUCUCUUCUAAAGAUGAGCAGCUUCGUCGAGAGUACUGUGGAUAGCUUCUUGAAGUACUAUGAAAGCCCUGAAACGAGACCUGUCUUUGAAACAGUGGAUGAGAUGCUUAAAUGGGCUGGUUUAUACAAUCUCACAACUCGAACUUUGCAAGAUGAACUCGUUCACCUCAAGAUAUCUCCAUUAAUGAUAGAUGAGCUUGUCACUGUCAUAACAAGAAUCAAUUAUGGUCAAAGUGUCUCUAUCAGUGGACUUGCUGGAGCAGUUUCAUUGGCAGGAUCUGGGGGAGGAUUAUGGGCCAUCGAAGGAGGGAACUAUCAGAUGGCUGCUGGACUAAUUAAGAGUUCUAACGUUUCUUUGCACCUUAAUGAAGAAAUUGAAUCCAUCUCUUAUCUUGGAGAAUAUUAUGAACUUAACUCCACAAAAGGAAAUAGUUAUUCGUGUAAUGUCACAGUGGUUGCUACACCCCUUGACGAAGUAAAUAUCCAAUUUACACCUUCGGUUUCGAUUCCUGCUAGGAAAUUGCAGCAUACACAUGCAACCUUUGUGAGAGGCAUCUUGAAUCCGGCCUAUUUUGGCCUGCGCUCUGUCGGUGAGAUUCCAGAACUGGUUGGCACAUUAGAGGAUCCCGACAUUCCAUUCUCGAGCAUUUCAGUUCUCAAGCAACAAGAUGAAAAUGAUAUAACUUACAAAGUAUUUUCUCGAGAGCCAAUGACAGAUGCAUUAUUGGGUAGCAUUUUUAGUGCAAGGCUGGAGACGGUUCGAAUAAACUGGGGAGCCUAUCCGCAUUAUAAAGCUCCAGAAGUAUUUGCACCGUAUAUUUUGGACGGACAACAUUUGUAUUAUGUAAACGCUUUCGAAAAUGCAGCUAGUACGAUGGAGACGAGUGCGGUUGCAGCUGAGAACAUAGCGAGGCUCAUAUUGUCGAGAUAUUUUAGUGAAGCACACCCGCAUUCAUCAAACUUGAAGAGCAAAAGUCCUGAUGCACACACAUUACACGCCGACUUGUAAACUUAUUGGUCUCUCAAUAAUGUGAAGCAAACCGUAGAACGUACAAACAGAAAGCAAUGCUUGCAUUGACUUGACACGAUAUCUAAGAAUGCUUUGGUAUUUGGUGGCA
This is a messenger RNA of Hibiscus syriacus, 1813 nucleotides long. RefSeq names its product farnesylcysteine lyase. NCBI's taxonomy places the organism in Eukaryota, Viridiplantae, Streptophyta, Magnoliopsida, Malvales, Malvaceae. The transcript is spliced from 5 exons. The record is from RefSeq and is a predicted model, not a curated record. Gene Ontology annotation, biological process: prenylcysteine catabolic process; prenylated protein catabolic process. The coding region runs from base 187 to 1704 and encodes 505 amino acids. Gene Ontology annotation, molecular function: prenylcysteine oxidase activity.